CAGAAAAUGAACGCCUCCUCCUGCUGUGAUCCCGCAGUCAUCAUGUAUCAGCAGAGCUCAGGAUUGGACCUCAAUGCCAGCUGUGACUGGCUGCCUCCUCGCUGUAACUCGACGUCAGCAGACGAAGCGCCUCAGCUGCCUACCUUUUCUACAGCGGCCAAAGUCAGAGUGAUUGUUACCUUCAUCCUGUGUGGCAUUUCUACUUUUUGCAAUUUGGCUGUGCUGUGGGCAGUCAACAGCCACAAACGCAAAUCCCACGUCCGAGUGCUAAUAAUCAACCUAACUGUGGCCGAUCUCUUGGUCACCUUCAUCGUGAUGCCAGUGGAUGCGGUGUGGAACAUCACAGUUCAGUGGCUGGCCGGCGACCUGGCCUGCAGAUUCUUGAUGUUCCUCAAGCUGCAGGCCAUGUACUCAUGCGCCUUUGUCACAGUGGUUAUUAGUUUGGACAGACAGUCGGCUAUCCUCAACCCUCUGGCCAUCAGCAUGGCCCGGCAAAGAAACAGGGUCAUGCUGAUGGUGGCGUGGACUAUGAGCGCUUUGUUGUCAAUCCCUCAGAUGUUCAUUUUCCAUAAUGUGACCAUCACGUACCCUGCAAACUUCACACAGUGCACCACUAGGGGGAGCUUUGUUGCUCACUGGCAGGAAACAGCCUACAACAUGUUCACCUUCUCCUGCCUCUUCCUGCUGCCACUGGUCAUAAUGAUUACCUGCUACGCCAGGAUUUUCAUCCAGAUCUCCAAACGGAUGACCAAAAAGAGCUUGUCCUCAAAGGAGCCACACCUCCGUUGCUCAAAGGACAACAUCCCCAGAGCUAGAAUGAGAACUCUGAAAAUGAGCAUUGUCAUAGUGAUCUGCUUCAUAGUCUGCUGGACUCCAUACUACCUGUUGGGUUUGUGGUACUGGUUCUUCCCAGACGACCUAGAGGGAAAAGUCUCCCACUCCCUCACCCACAUCCUGUUCAUCUUUGGGCUUUUCAAUGCCUGCCUGGACCCAGUUAUCUAUGGCCUGUUCACCAUACGCUUCCGCAAGGGGCUGAGGAGCUGCUACCGCAAAGCUGUAGUGAUGUCAGACCCAGAAACUAAUGCAGUGAUAAUGAAAUGUACUCCCACUGCUUUGCGCUCAAAAAGAGGGUUGACCACUGGUGAAAAGGACGGCACCUAUGGACAGACAGAGCUGACAUCCUCUGAGGGCAGGUCUCUGACUGUGUUAGGUGAAGAAGAUGGACAGCCAUGCCAUUUUAGUGCUGAGAGCACAAUAUGA
Messenger RNA from Plectropomus leopardus (leopard coralgrouper), 1260 nucleotides. Its product is annotated as gonadotropin-releasing hormone II receptor-like. Gene Ontology annotation, molecular function: G protein-coupled receptor activity; protein-hormone receptor activity; peptide binding. The record is from RefSeq and is a predicted model, not a curated record. Gene Ontology annotation, cellular component: plasma membrane. Lineage: Eukaryota; Metazoa; Chordata; Actinopteri; Perciformes; Serranidae. Gene Ontology annotation, biological process: G protein-coupled receptor signaling pathway; cellular response to hormone stimulus.